Racocetra fulgida is the source of this 599-nucleotide messenger RNA. Lineage: Eukaryota; Fungi; Glomeromycota; Glomeromycetes; Diversisporales; Gigasporaceae. The record is from the annotation of a GenBank genome assembly.
GUGUAGCAGAAGCUGGUUACUGUGGAGAAAUUACUGCCAGACUAUUGCUUCUUAAAGCUUGGGAUAAUUGCAUUCGAAAGUUAGCAGAGAUGUUGGCAAUGAUUAUUCUCCUGUCACCAGAAUAUAUAGAAAUUGAGAAACUUUCGCAUAUGCCAUUUUUGUCGUUAUAUUUGCAAUUAGGUGCAAGAACAGAGUUUGCUGACGUCCCAAAAGAGUUUAUUCAAACACAUCAAGUCACUUCAUGUAAAUGUAAGAUCAAAGACGUGCUGAAAGAUUAUCAAGCAGGUGAUAUUGAAACGAGAAGUGAAUUUGUCAAGAAGAUUAGAAUCGACGAUAAUAAGAGUAUCUCAGACGCUGAAAAUACAACGUUCAGGAAGUAUUUUCAGAUGCCACUUGCAUUAUUUGGGUUGUCUCCGAACAUCUAUAGCUGUUUGGAGCAACCUACACCUGUUUCCACAACCUCGCCAUCAACCAUCGCUAAUGAUCUUACAAAUAGCUUUAAACAACUGUUGACUGCUUGGGUUGAUCCUACAUUGGGGGAACACCCAGAAGAAAUGACAAUAAUUAAACGUACGGAACCAUUAUGUUGUAGUUUAUAA